AUGGCUGGAAACAUUGAAAGAAUCAUAGUUGUAGGCUCACAAGCACUUAGCGAGAUGAUGGGCCCCAAAGUCUAUGACUUUCCCAAAUCAGAGUCGCUGAGAAUCAAACUUGAGCGAUUUACUGGGAAUGGGGUGCUUCUCGCAGAAGGUGAAGAACACAAGAUGCAACGUCGAGGUCUGUUGCCUGCCUUGGCAUACCGACAUAUCAAGGAUCUCUACCCUAUCUUUUGGUCCAAAUCUGUCGAGAUGGCGAAUGCCAUCGAGGAUCAAAGGCAACAUGGCUCGAAGCAAGUCACCAUCCAAGUCAGUGACUGGGCAGGACGAGCAACGUUGGAUAUCAUUGGCCUCGCCGUCAUGGGGCGUGACUUCAACUCGGUCCAGGAUCCAAGCACAGAAUUUCACCUGGUGUAUCAAAAGCUGAACAUGAAGCCAAAUGUGUGGACUAGACUCCUCAUCCUACUGAGUUUGCUCACCUUUGGCUUCAAGAUGUUCUUCCGACUGCCUACAAAAUGGAAUCGCGAAUCCAAACAAGCAGCCAAUUACAUCCGAGGAUAUGCUCGGCAAAUCGUUAAGGACACAAAGGGUCGACUGAGCAAGGGCGAUCAUGACCGUAAAGACAUUGCAUCGCUUCUCAUAUCAAGUGGCAUGUUCUCGGAGAAAAAUAUGGUAGACCAAAUCAUUACCUUUCUCGUAGCUGGCCAUGAGACCACCGCGGCAUCGCUCCAGUGGGCAGUAUAUGCCCUAUGCAUACAUCCAAAGGCUCAGGCCCAACUACGGGAUGAGGUACGCAGUCACCUCGUCUUACUGCCAGGCCAGGCUAUCAAUGCCCAAGACAUCGACUCCCUCCCCUAUCUGAACGCAUUCUGUAACGAAGUUCUGCGUUUCUACCCGCCUGUCCCUUCAACAGUGCGAGAGGCUGGAGUCGACACAUCGCUUGCUGGGACCUUUAUUCCCAAAGGCACCACGCUAUUGAUCCUAGCUGGCGCGACAAACCUCGAAGAGGCUCACUGGGGUGUCGAUGCUGCUGAGUUCAGACCUGAACGCUGGCUAGCCCGGGGACAAGCAAACAGUGGCGGGGCGGAUAGCAACUAUGCCAACCUCACUUUCUUGGCCGGGUCCAGAGGGUGCAUCGGUAAAAGCUUUGCCAGGUCCGAACUACUGUGUCUGGUGGCAGUCCUGGUGUCUAGGUUUGGGAUGAAGCUGGAGAACCCUGAGACGAAGUUGGAGAUCAAUGACGUUGUUGCGGGAUUUAACUUUGGCGCACCAAGAUAA
Fusarium mangiferae is the source of this 1272-nucleotide messenger RNA. RefSeq lists its product as uncharacterized. Bases 1 to 1272 code for a protein of 423 amino acids. The record is from RefSeq and is a predicted model, not a curated record. The transcript has 3 exons. NCBI's taxonomy places the organism in Eukaryota, Fungi, Ascomycota, Sordariomycetes, Hypocreales, Nectriaceae. Gene Ontology annotation, molecular function: heme binding; oxidoreductase activity, acting on paired donors, with incorporation or reduction of molecular oxygen; iron ion binding.